AUGUCCUCGGAAGUUGUAAAUGACGAAGAAAUUUGUAUGCGCGAUAUCAAACCCGAUGGACUCGAAUCAAAUCGGAGGUUCUGCUUCUGGGUCUCUGACGAUUUCCGGCUGUUCAGCGUCGUUCUGUUGAACGCUCACGUCGACAUGCAGCACUGCUUUGGAAUUUGGAAAUUCCACGCUUGGUUCCCCAGUAUAUUCCGACUUCUUCUGUCCACAAGACACUCUCAAGGUCCACAACUCGGCAUGUAUGCUCAUCAGAUAGGGGAAAGAAAGGAUAUCAUCGGGAAUGAAAACGCAAAACUGAAAAUGAUGGAGUUCGAAGGACCAUCGGGCCACCGUAACACUAGGGGUGCUCAGUUCUAUAAUGGCUAG
Molecule: messenger RNA, 372 nt
Organism: Tremella mesenterica DSM 1558
Lineage: Eukaryota; Fungi; Basidiomycota; Tremellomycetes; Tremellales; Tremellaceae
Exons: 6
Coding region: 1-372 (123 amino acids)
Source: RefSeq, a predicted model, not a curated record